Molecule: messenger RNA, 1881 nt
Organism: Darwinula stevensoni
Lineage: Eukaryota; Metazoa; Arthropoda; Ostracoda; Podocopida; Darwinulidae
Source: the annotation of a GenBank genome assembly
AUGGACAAUGGAGUUUCAGAGAACUACCAAGUCUCUAUCAUCCGAGAGGAAUUAGUAGAAACUGUUACAGAUGGUGAAGUGAAAGAUGAGGAAGGUCAUGCCAAGAAAAGUUACUCCUGCCCAUACUGCCAGAAAACUUUCAAACGUAAAUUCAGUCUUGACUGCCAUGUUAAAGUACAUACUGGAGCAAAGCCAUACGAAUGUGAAGUAUGUUACAAGAAAUUUUCUUUGGCCAGUAAUUGCAAGAAACACACAUUGACUCACUUGGACUACCGACCACAUCAGUGCAAAUUUUGUGGGAAAAAAUUCAGUCAGAAUGGGAAUCUGCUGAGGCAUGUGCUCUCUAUUCAUGGCAAAAUGAAGGGAUUUGGAAUGCCUCUUGUGUCUCAUCCACAAAAGACUGUCAGUGCCUCAGAUGUGCCUCUUUACAUUCAAAUCAGUGAAGCUGUAAAAGAACAGGAAGCUCUUUCACAACCAUGUGCCUUAGUGUAUACCCAAAGUGUCUUAAAAAUGCAUGAUGAAGAUCAGAACUCAGCUUUCAAGCCUCUUUUGUUGACUAUGGAAUCAGAUGUGGAAACAUCCCUUAUCAAUGCCAUCAAUGCUGUUCAAGAUGAAUUGAGAGGGGAGUUAGAGGACUUGGCUUCAGUGCAAUGCUCAAGAUGUCAACAGUUCAACACCCCACAGUGCCUUAAGGAACACCUGUCUCACCCUUUCCAUUGUGAUACCUGUGGUCAUACCUUUUCCAAGAAGUCUGCCUUGAUUCAACAUGAGAGCUUUCAUAGUGCCUUCCGUCCAUAUGCUUGCCCAAACUGCGGGCUCAGUUUCCUAGAGACUUUCCAGAAAGUGAACCACCUUACUAAAUGUCCUGGUAAGCAUGGCCUUAUCAGGUGCGCAUUAUGCAGCAAGGCCUUCAUCCACAAAAUUUCAUGCUCCAUCCACAUGAAGACAAGGCAUGCCAUCAGUGAGGGAAUCACUUUCAUCCAUGAUGACGAUCUAGCAGACCAUCCUUUGGACUUUGAGACCAUGGUAGCUGAAAUGCAAGGCAAUGUUAGAAGUGAUCUGCUCUCCACAGAUAAAGACCCAAUUGAAACUUCUGAAGAUUUCAAUGUCAUGGUGGCUGAAAUGCAGGCUAAGAUUGCAGACCAGUCACAUAGCCCUCAGGGAUCCAUUUCAAGUGGUGAGGUUGAGAUGAUACCAGAAGUCAGUGAUGAGAAUCGUCGACCAAAUGACCACAAUAUAGAGUUGCUUCCAGAGGUCAUCUCAAAGAAUGGCUUGAAGACAGUGAGGUUAGGAGUCCUAUGCAAGCAACUGCAGCAGCAGAUCUCUUCAUCAAAGGACACCUUGUUAGGUGUUGCAGCAAAGUCUGUUGAGUCUUCCAAUAUCAUCCAGUCUGAGCACUCUUCCAUGGUGCCUGUAACUCUUUCUGAGAUUCCAAAGAUGAAUGGCACUUAUCCACUUGUCUCACUCCUUGGUGCACCAACACAUAGCCCAAAACACUGGCGUCCUCUUAGUAAGAGGACACGUAUAUGUCCCAUCUGCAACAAAGUGUUCACUAAAACAUGGGGCUAUACAUGCCACAUGAGAAUUCACACAGGGGAACGUCCAUACACUUGUGAGUUUUGUAACAAGAGCUUCACAACCACAGGGAACUUGGACAAACAUCGUGUGGUGCACACCAAAGAGCGCAAGUACUCAUGUGAGAUUUGUGGUGCACGUUUCACACAAUGGGGAAAUCGAGAGCGACAUAGAAGAGUCCAUUCAGAAGAUUUGCUACCAUGUUGUUAUUGCCCUGUAAAACUGGGUUCUGCACCUUUGUUGGAGGAGCACGUGAUGGUGCAUCAUCUACAUAGUAAGCAUAUGCAUGACGAGGACAUCCAUUAG